AUGUACCACUCAACCCCGGAAUACAUGCGCGAUUCUGUGUUCGGUUUAGACUUUGGAUUUGCUAACAGUUUGAGGAAGGCUCUCAGGAGAUCUAUUAAAGGCGAAAAGGACAAGGGGGCUCAGAUCUCCAUCGCGCCCAAGACCGCAGUUGCUAUUGUGCCUCCGAAGAAGGUCAUUCGAGCUCUCUAUGACUACCAGGCGCAAUCCUCGCAAGAACUCAGCUUCUCUCGCGGAGACUUCUUCCACGUCAUUGGCCGCGAAAAUGAUAACGACUGGUACGAAGCAUGUAACCCUGCUUUGCCGGAUGCCCGUGGCCUCGUCCCUGUUGCCUUUUUCCAGGCUCUAGGCCGCACAGAGAGAGACAGUGCUCAAUCCGACUCGGGCAAUUCUGCCAAGAACCUUGAUCACGACUCGGGGUAUGCAGAGACCACAUCACCGACCCCAGCCCAAAGUCAGCGCAACUCGAAAUUGGCAGUAAAGAACGGAGCCAUGGUGUACGGUAUUGUCAUGUAUGAUUUUGUGGCAGAACGAGCAGACGAGUUGGAAGCAAAAGCCGGCGAGGCUAUUAUAGUAAUUGCCCAGUCCAACCCUGAGUGGUUCGUUGCCAAGCCCAUAGGCAGGCUCGGCGGUCCAGGCUUAAUUCCAGUUUCUUUCGUGGAAAUUCGGGACAUGGGGACCGAUACCGCAGUUCAAAAUCCCCAGGACGCUAUUAAGAGGGCGGGUGUCCCCAAAGUCGAAGAGUGGAAGAAGAUGGCUGCUGAGUACAAGAACAGCAGCAUCACUCUUGGCAAAUUCGAGGUCGGUGGCGCACCUGGCCAGCAAGGCCAGCAAGGACUUGAACAGGGCAUGGAGCGUAUGAGUAUACAGCCAGGUGGCAGACGCGCAAGCGAACAGCAAUCACCUGGGAGCAACGCGCAAUCCCCUCAGCAGCAGCAACGCAACACCCAGCAAAACUUUCAACAAAACCCUUACAGCGCCAAGCCUGGCAACCAAUUAUUGGCGCCUAUCGAGGCGCGCAUACCGAGGUACUGUUUUGCAGAGGAAAAGUAUUGGUUUGUUAUUGAAGCCCAGCUUGAAGAUGGUCGUCACUGGGAAUUAUCUCGCUAUUAUGAGGACUUCUACGACUUCCAAAUUGCUCUUCUGACCGAGUUUCCUGCCGAGGCCGGCAACACAAACACACAAAAGCGCACGUUACCGUAUAUGCCUGGUCCGGUAAACUACGUCACAGACGCUAUCACAGAAGGCCGGUUGCAUAACCUCGAUGCAUAUGUCAAGAAUCUUUUGGCCCAACCUGACUACAUCGGAAGAUGUAAUCUUGUCAGGCAGUUCUUUGCUCCAAGGGAAGGCGAUUAUGAAAUCGACGCUGACUUAAAUGGCGGUGACGAAUAUCGACUAUCUGGAGGCUCCGGGCACUCGUCCGCAGACUCAGCACGGGACGGUGCCUCACUACAGACUUCACAGAACAAUCUAAACGGUAAUGGCUAUGGCGGCUUGUCAGCUGCUCCCCGACAGAUGUCGAGCGGGCAACCUCAAAUGUCACGUCAGACGUCUUCGCUCUCCCAGCCAUCACAAACUUCCUUGUCUCCUGGUGUGCAGCAGCAACAGCAACAAGUUCCUGCGUUCAAGGUGAAGCUUUUCUUCAACGGUGACACCUUUGUCAUUCGUGUCCCGUCAGACACCGACUACCAACAACUUUCCGACAGAAUCCGGGAAAGAGUCAAGUUGGGCGGCGAACUACAGCUCUUUUAUCGAGAUGAGGCUAGUGGUGACAAGCUAGGCUUAAUGAGCGACAACGAUCUCAACUACGCUCUGGACCACAAUGAGAAGCUGGUCAUCUUUGUUGAGAAUCCGUGA
This is a messenger RNA of Truncatella angustata, 1854 nucleotides long. RefSeq lists its product as uncharacterized. Lineage: Eukaryota; Fungi; Ascomycota; Sordariomycetes; Amphisphaeriales; Sporocadaceae. The transcript has 3 exons. The coding region runs from base 1 to 1854 and encodes 617 amino acids. Gene Ontology annotation, molecular function: protein binding; phosphatidylinositol binding. The record is from RefSeq and is a predicted model, not a curated record.